AUGGAAACUGUCUUGAAAACGGUUUUGGGCAGGGACUAUUUCAAACAAGUGGAAAAAUAUGGAGAUGAUUUGGAUGUUGACCUGGCUGAAGUCAUGCUGGAAACUAGGCUGAGAGCAUUUGACUGGAUUGUCAAUCAUGACCCCAUGCAGUUGGAGUAUGAUUCUCCCAACUUGGUCCAGCGGUUUCUGCUGGUACUCUUCUACUAUCAGACCACAAGGCACAAGCCAUGGAAAGUGUGCAACCCAGGAGCAACUAACCAAAGAAGCUCAACAACCAAUUUCUGCUACCAAAUACAUCCUGUAACUGGUGACAUUACAUUAGACAUCUGGGAUGAUCAGUGGCUCUCUGACAGUCAUGAAUGCCAGUGGGCUGGAGUAAUCUGCGAGAAUGCCCAAUCAGAGGAAAUGGCAGUCACUGACCUAAGCCUUGGACGGAAUCAUCUCAAUGGCCCUCUUCCCUGGGAGAUCACAAGAAUGCCACUCCUGGGAAUUCUACGGCUCGAGAACAACAUGCUGACUGGAACGCUGCCCCCAAGACUCUUUUCCAAGAAAGCCGGUUCUGGCCUGGAAACUCUUGUUUUGUCCUCGAAUCAAUUUUCUGGCACUAUUCCUGCAGAAUGGGUUGCAGACCUUCUUGAAGGAAGUGGAAAGCUUACAUUGCUGGUUCUGAAUAGGAACACUUUGACUGGGAUGAUUCCAUCAGAGUUGGGUCUACUCUCUUUGAAAUCCCUCAUACUCAGAAGCAACACUUUGACAGGUUCGAUUCCGCAAGAAGUCUUCAACCAAACUGCUCUACAGCGGCUCUAUUUGGGUCAAAAUGAUCUCACUGGGACAUUGCCAAGUGAAGUUGGACUGCUCACUAAUUUGAAAUACCUGAACUUGAACUACGCACAGAUUUCUGGUACCUUGCCCUCAGAGAUUGGCCUGUUAAACCAGUGUGAGGAGCUUGUACUCUCUAACACAAACAUGCAAGGGACAAUCCCUGAAGAACUCUACACUGGACUUAAUCCUGGGUAUUUGUACUUGGACGGGUCCAGCUUUAGUGGGACCAUCAGCCCAUCACUUGGCCUUUUGACAAAUCUCAUAAGGCUGGGCCUAGCCAGCAACCACUUCCAUGGGACCAUUCCCAAUGAGAUUGAUGCAUUGACACUUCUAACUGAACUUCUGGUGAAUGGGAAUGAUCUGUCUGGCACAGUUCCAGUCUCUUUCUGUCAUAAUCUUUAUGCUGGGGAAACAGGUUCCAAGGUUGUGGCUGACUGUUUGCCCAAUUCAGAAUCCGGAGUUCCUGUGAUCCAGUGUCCUUCUGAUUGCUGCACCAGUUGUUGUGAUGAAACAGGAGUUUGCCUUGCCACUUGA
Molecule: messenger RNA, 1356 nt
Organism: Seminavis robusta
Lineage: Eukaryota; Bacillariophyta; Bacillariophyceae; Naviculales; Naviculaceae
Source: the annotation of a GenBank genome assembly